AUAAUUCUGCCUCUGUUUGUUUAGAUCGUUAGACAUUGUGGUCUCCUUUUUCCUUACAACAACCUACAUUUUUUUGAUCCGAUCUAAAUUCGAAUUUGAAUUUUUAAAUUUUCCCAAGGUUGUGAUUCUAUGCUGGAAGUUCCACGGAUCUGAUCCUGAACGUUUCACAAAUUGAGAUGGGCAUUAUUAUAUUGUGUUUUCACUUGUCUGAGAAGAAUUUUACAGUUUUGGCGUUAAGUUAUUGCUGAGAAUCUUUAUGUUUUGAACAAGUUUGAUAAACUUUAGUAUAGAUCGACGUACGAGGGUUGAAUACUUGCUAGAGAUGGAUCUAUCUUCUAUCAGCGAAGAAUUAGCCGAGAUCGAUGGACAAAUCACCGACCUUUUCCGUUCUUUAUCGAAUGGUUUCCAGAAAUUGGAGAAGGUCAAGGAUGUGAGUAGGCAGAGUAGGCAAUUGGAGGAACUUACAGAGAAGAUGCGUGAAUGUAAAAGGCUUAUCAAGGAGUUUGAUAGAGAAGUUAAGGAAAUGGAGAAUAGAAAUGAUCCAAACACCAACAAGAUGUUGAAUGAGAAAAAACAGUCCAUGGUGAAAGAGUUGAAUUCAUAUGUGGCUCUUAAGAAGCAACAUCAGGCCAAUCUUGAAAACAACAAACGAGUUGAUCUCUUUGAUGGGCCUAAUGAAGGGUUUGGUGAAGAGAAUGUCUUGCUAGCUUCAUCUAUGACAAAUCAACAGCUUAUAGAUCAUGGAAACCAGAUGAUGGACGAGACUGAUGAAGUUAUUGAGAGGUCAAAAAAGGUUGUUCAUGACACUAUCAAUGUUGGAACAGAGACAGCUGCAGCUCUGAAGGCUCAGACUGAACAAAUGAGUAGGAUUGUUAAUGAACUAGACUCCAUCCAUUUCUCAGUCAGGAAGGCUUCUAAACUCGUCAAGGAAAUUGGUAGGCAGGUUGCUACUGACAAGUGCAUAAUGGCAUUGCUGUUCCUUAUAGUUAUUGGAGUCAUAGUCAUUAUCAUUGUGAAGCUUGUGCACCCAAACAACAAGGACAUCAGGGAUAUUCCAGGAUUAGCUCCACCUGCCAUGAGUCGAAGAUUACUUUGGAAUCCUAGUUAAAGGGUUAGAUAUCAACUUCUCAUGGCAUUGCUGGGGUGAUCUGAAACUUGAUUGGAACCAUUUUUAGAGUAUCUUGGGGUGCUCAACAUUGCAGAUGAAUAGGAAUGGGUUUGUUGAUAGGCUUGCUGUAGAGAGAGAUGCAGGCUUUCCCCGUUUGCUUGCUCAGUGCUCACUCCCUGAAUUGUAAAACCUCCUCCCCUUUUGAAGAAUUGAGGGAACCCAUAAUUGUGCAUUUAAGAUUUUAUUGGCUCAUAUAUACAAUCAUGUGUAUCACUUGAUAAAUGAUUUUUAUUUGUGAAAAUUUGUUAUUAUUUGUAUAAUAACAGUUGUAGCAUCAUGUUCACUCCA
Molecule: messenger RNA, 1456 nt
Organism: Mangifera indica (mango)
Lineage: Eukaryota; Viridiplantae; Streptophyta; Magnoliopsida; Sapindales; Anacardiaceae
Product: novel plant SNARE 11-like
Exons: 10
Coding region: 323-1108 (261 amino acids)
Biological process (GO): retrograde vesicle-mediated transport, Golgi to endoplasmic reticulum; vesicle fusion
Cellular component (GO): ER to Golgi transport vesicle membrane; late endosome membrane; endoplasmic reticulum membrane
Molecular function (GO): SNAP receptor activity; SNARE binding
Source: RefSeq, a predicted model, not a curated record